This is a messenger RNA of Porites lobata, 6486 nucleotides long. The record is from the annotation of a GenBank genome assembly. Lineage: Eukaryota; Metazoa; Cnidaria; Anthozoa; Scleractinia; Poritidae.
AUGGGAGCUGUCUUUCAAUCUGUUGGAGAAUAUGCCAAGGCUGAAGAAUAUCUUCAUAAAGCACUUACCAUCAACACAGACAUUGGCGACAGAGACGGAGAAGCGACAUGCUACGCAAACCUAGGAGCGGUAUUCCAGUCUGUCGGAGAAUAUGCCAAGGCUGAAGAAUAUCUUCAUAAAGCACUUACCAUCAACACAGACAUUGGCGACAGAGACGGAGAAGCGACAUGCUACGCAAACCUAGGAGCGGUAUUCCAGUCUGUCGGAGAAUAUGCCAAGGCUGAAGAAUAUCUUCAUAAAGCACUUACCAUCAAGACAGAAAUUGGCGACAGAGACGGAGAAGCGACAUGCUACAUAAACAUGGGAGCUGUCUUUCAAUCUGUUGGAGAAUAUGCCAAGGCUGAAGAAUAUCUUCAUAAAGCACUUACCAUCAACACAGACAUUGGCGACAGAGACGGAGAAGCGACAUGCUACGCAAACCUAGGAACGUUAUUUCAGUCUGUCGGAGAAUAUGCCAAGGCUGAAGAAUAUCUUCAUAAAGCACUUACCAUCAACACAGACAUUGGCGACAGAGACGUAGAAGCGACAUGCUACGCAAACCUAGGAAAGUUAUUUCAGUCUGUCGGAGAAUAUGCCAAGGCUGAAGAAUAUCUUCAUAAAGCACUUACCAUCAACACAGACAUUGGCGACAGAGACGGAGAAGCGACAUGCUACGCAAACCUAGGAGCGGUAUUCCAGUCUGUCGGAGAAUAUGCCAAGGCUGAAGAAUCUCUUCAUAAAGCACUUACCAUCAACACAGACAUUGGCAACAGACGCGAAGAAGCGACAUGCUACGGAAACCUAGGAACGUUAUUUCAGUCUGUCGGAGAAUAUGCCAAGGCUGAAGAAUAUCUUCAUAAAGCACUUACCAUCAAGACAGAAAUUGGCGACAGAGACGGAGAAGCGACAUGCUACGGAAACCUAGGAACGUUAUUUCAGUCUGUCGGAGAAUAUGCCAAGGCUGAAGAAUAUCUUCAUAAAGCACUUACCAUCAAGACAGACAUUGGCGACAGAGACGGAGAAGCGACAUGCUACGGAAACCUAGGAACGUUAUUUCGGUCUGUCGGAGAAUAUGCCAAGGCUGAAGAAUAUCUUCAUAAAGCACUUACCAUCAAGACAGACAUUGGCGACAGACACGGAGAAGCGACAUGCUACGGAAACCUAGGAACGUUAUUUCAGUCUGUCGGAGAAUAUGCCAAGGCUGAAGAAUAUCUUCAUAAAGCACUUACCAUCAAGACAGACAUUGGCGACAGACACGGAGAAGCGACAUGCUACAGAAACCUGGGAACUGUCUUUCAAUCUGUCGGAGAAUAUGCCAAGGCUGAAGAAUAUCUUCAUAAAGCACUAACCAUCAACACAGACAUUGGCGACAGAGACGGAGAAGCGACAUGCUACGGAAACCUAGGAACGUUAUUUCGGUCUGUCGGAGAAUAUGCCAAGGCUGAAGAAUAUCUUCAUAAAGCACUUACCAUCAAGACAGACAUUGGCGACAGAGACGGAGAAGCGACAUGCUACGGAAACCUAGGAACGUUAUUUCGGUCUGUCGGAGAAUAUGCCAAGGCUGAAGAAUAUCUUCAUAAAGCACUUACCAUCAAGACAGACAUUGGCGACAGAGACGGAGAAGCGACAUGCUACGCAAACCUAGGAACGUUAUUUCAGUCUGUCGGAGAAUAUGCCAAGGCUGAAGAAUAUCUUCAUAAAGCACUUACCAUCAACACAGACAUUGGCGACAGAGACGUAGAAGCGACAUGCUACGCAAACCUAGGAAAGUUAUUUCAGUCUGUCGGAGAAUAUGCCAAGGCUGAAGAAUAUCUUCAUAAAGCACUUACCAUCAACAUCAACACGGAGACAUUGGCGAAACCUAGAGUUAUUUCAGUCUGUCGGAGAAUAUGCCAAGGCUGAAGAAUAUCUUCAUAAAGCAAAUCAAGACAGACAUUGGCGACAGAGACGGAGAUUUACAGUCUGUCGGAGAAUAUGCCAAGGCUGAAGAAUAUCUUCAUAAAGCACUUACCAUCAAGACAGACAUUGGCGACAGAGACGGAGAAGCGACAUGCUACGGAAACCUAGGAACGUUAUUUCAGUCUGUCGGAGAAUAUGCCAAGGCUGAAGAAUAUCUUCAUAAAGCACUUACCAUCAAGACAGACAUUGGCGACAGACACGGAGAAGCGACAUGCUACGGAAACCUAGGAACGUUAUUUCAGUCUGUCGGAGAAUAUGCCAAGGCUGAAGAAUAUCUUCAUAAAGCACUUACCAUCAAGACAGACAUUGGCGACAGACAGAGACGGAGCGACAUGCUACGCGGAAUUAUUUCAUUCUGUCGGAGAAUAUGCCAAGGCUGAAGAAUAUCUUCAUAAAGCACGUACCAUCAAGACAGACAUUGGCGACAGAGACGGAGAAGCGACAUGCUACGGAAACCUAGGAACGUUAUUUCAGUCUGUCGGAGAAUAUGCCAAGGCUGAAGAAUAUCUUCAUAAAGCACUUACCAUCAACACAGACAUUGGCGACAGAGACGGAGAAGCGACAUGCUACGCAAACCUAGGAGCGGUAUUCCAGUCUGUCGGAGAAUAUGCCAAGGCUGAAGAAUAUCUUCAUAAAGCACUUACCAUCAACACAGACAUUGGCGACAGAGACGGAGAAGCGACAUGCUACGGAAACCUAGGAACGUUAUUUCAGUCUGUCGGAGAAUAUGCCAAGGCUGAAGAAUAUCUUCAUAAAGCACUUACCAUCAACACAGACAUUGGCGACAGAGACGGAGAAGCGACAUGCUACGCAAACCUAGGAACGUUAUUUCAGUCUGUCGGAGAAUAUGCCAAGGCUGAAGAAUAUCUUCAUAAAGCACUUACCAUCAAGACAGACAUUGGCGACAGAAACGGAGAAGCGACAUGCUACGGAAACCUAGGAACGUUAUUUCAGUCUGUAGGAGAAUAUGCCAAGGCUGAAGGAUAUCUUCAUAAAGCACUUACCAUCAAGACAGACAUUGGCGACAGAUGCGGAGAAGCGAUAAGCUACGCAAACCUAGGAACGUUAUUUCAGUCUGUCGGAGAAUAUGCCAAGGCUGAAGAAUAUCUUCAUAAAGCACUUACCAUCAACACAGACAUUGGCGACAGAGACGGAGAAGCGACAUGCUACUCAAACCUAGGAGCGGUAUUCCAGUCUGUCGGAGAAUAUGCCAAGGCUGAAGAAUAUCUUCAUAAAGCGCUUACCAUUGUCGACAGAGACAGCGAAGAAACAUGCCACCUGCGUCUAGGUGAAGAUGUGAAGGCUCAAAAAUAUAUUCAGAAUUCUCUUGAAAUUAGCAGGAGGACUGUAAACAUCAAUUUGCAAUAUAAAUCUUUACUUUCCCUAUUUUGGUGUGUUUUAAACUCGAAAGGAAACAUAUCUGAAGCCUUAUUGAUUCUCCAUAGAAGUAUUCAAAUUUUCGAAAAAAUGCAUAGCUUUCUAGGAAACAAAGAUGGCCGCAAGAUAUCAUUUUUUGACAACCACGCGGAACCCUAUCGGCAGUUUAGUUCAUUGAGUUUUUCUUAUGGGAAACCCUAUGAAGCUUUACACGUUGCUGAACUUGGACGGGCCAAAGCUCUUGCAGAACUAAUGUCAAACCAUUACUCCAUUGAAAAAGAAAUAUCCAUCGACACACAAUCGUUUGUUGGCAUUGAGGAAGUAACGAGGAAAAAUGGCAACAGCACUUGCCUAUACAUCUCCUACUACUCUGACAACAUAUUUUUGUGGGUUUUGAAACAAAGCAAACUGGUGGCUUGCCGAAGAACGAAACUUUGUGAAAGCUAUGUUAGCAAGGACGGCAAAAUCUCUGUGGAUGACCUUUUUGGAAACGAAAGCUUAUUAAGAAAUUUUGACGUUUUACCUCAAGAGCAAUGCGAAGACCGAUCACUCUUCUCCUCUUACACCAACCAACUUACAAACGAAUCAAAUCUGGAAGAUAGUCUCUCAUCCUUGCGUCUUUCUUUAGAUGAGGACUUAGUACACACAGACCCUGAACCGCCAACACUUGUUCAGAUUUACAACAUGUUGAUUGGUCCUGUAAGUGACGUACUAGAAGGAUCUGAAAUUAUUGUUGUUCCUGAUCGCUGCUUCUUCAAAGUUCCGUUUGCAGCAUUACAUGAUGAAAGUAACCACUUUUUAUCAGAUUCAUUCAGGAUACGCAUUGUUCCUUCUUUGACGACGCUCAAGCUCAUUCUGGACAGUCCAGCGGACUCUCACAGCGAAACUGGUGCAUUGAUUGUGGGUGAGCCAAAAGUGACGAAUGUGUAUUUCAAGGGAGAGUUAGGGUAUCUCUGUCCACUGCCUGGCGCGAAAGCGGAAGCAGAGAUGAUUGCAAGACUACUACCUGAAUCUCACCUUUUAAUAGGAGAGCAAGCAACAAGGCAAGCAGUUCUUCAGAGAAUACCCUUAGUGAGUCUCAUACAUUUCGCUGCUCAUAGUGAUGCCGAAAGAGGAGAAAUUUUCCUUACCCCACUUGACCCCACAAUGGAGACUCCACAUGAAGCAGACUACUUACUGACAAUGACCGACAUUUCACAAGUUAGACUGUCAGCCAAACUGGUGGUCCUUAGCUGUCCCUAUACCGCACGUGGACAGAUCAAAACAGAAGGCGUUGUUGGAAUCGCUCGAGCAUUCUUAGGAUCAGGUGCACGCUCAGUGUUGGUGGCACUGUGGGCCUUACAAGACGAUGCAACAGAACAGUUCAUGAGAAGAUUCUACGAAAACCUUGUCCAAGGAGAAAGUGCAUGUGAAUGUCUUCACCGGGCCAUGAAGUGGAUGCGAAAUAACGGUUUCUCUGAAGUGAGACAGUGGGCACCUUUCAUGCUGAUUGGGGAUGACGUGUCAUUUCACUUUGGUGAAGAAAAGUGAAGGUAAUUCGUGCUUUCUGAUAAUUAGGGCCAUAGGAAAUCUGCCAGGUCUUUUUGUAUUGCAGUUUUAUCAACUUAGGUACAUUUGUACUUUCAAGUACUAAAUAAUUUAAAAAGCGGUAUUGGCCCUUGAAAGCCAAAUUAUUGACUACACCUGAAGUCAGCUUUUACUAUGACUGAGGUAAAAUAUCAAUCAACCGCUUUUUAACAUCGAUAGAUACUAAACGCACACAAAAAAUAAAGCCCCGUAUCCCUACUGUAACACAGAAUGAUUUUAAAUCUUUUUUCUUUUUCGUGAUAUAUGAGGCAUAAAUAAUUGAAUAUUCUUUUAUUUGUUACCGCUCAAUAUGAACAUGAGGGUUGGCUGAAUAUACUAUGGUAUGUGAAUUCCCGAACUGUAACCAAAACAAACAACCCAAGGUAGUUUUUUGUUUGAUAUAAAGAUAAUCGGAAUAAACAUAUCGUGGCGGAGAUCUAGAUCUGAGAAUUGAUCGAAAACACUAAAAACUACAAAUUGUCGGCUGUGUAUGGCGUCUUGAACGUAACUACAGGGCUUUUCGCUGACACUGACAGUAGUACACUGGCUCUAAACUUGGACUAUAAAGAGAAAAGACCGAGAUUCCAAAGGUCAUCAAGGCAAGGAGUUUCAAACCUAUUUUAGUUGUGCACCCUGCUUUUCAUAGGUGAUGCCUAAUUGGAAAGUUUUAGCGGUGAGAUAAACUUAAAUAAGUAAACUUUUCCCUUAUGAUAAAUCCCUCUUACAUGUAAAAUGAACCUAAAUGCCACUUACCCCAGCUGGAGUCUUUUGUAAUUAAUAUAUGUGUUUUACCAAUUUUUAUGUUUUUAUACAUUACUAUUCCAGGUAUUACACUAACGACACACCAUGGAACAGAACAGAACAGCCCUUCCGCAGAAUUCCAAUGAGGUAGUCCCUGGCGGAAAAUGUAAAUGGUCAAUCCUUGCAGCAAACGAACAUAACCCAGACUAGAAGAAUUAAAAGAGAACUGACUUGCUCUGCCCAGCUGUUCAUCUUUACCGGCUUGAUUAUUUUUCGCGCUGAUUUUAUGAAUUUGUAUGUGUGUGUGUACAUAGGUACCUUGAGUACUCUUGACUAAUCUCGGUCUAAAAUGUCUUGCAAAAGCACCAAUCACCAGCCUCGUAAAAGUGUACAUCGGUAGCUAGGACAAUGAUACACUGUAAUUGCGACGCGAAUAACAUCAGGAUUAGAUAAUUUCCUAGGCUAUCUAUUUAGGUAAUUUGUUAACUUACUUCCUUAAUUAGUCACUAAGGCUACAACUAACAAAUACUUUUCACGUAAACGAGAUUCUUAAUCGCAAAUUGAAGUUUGAUUACAAUGUAAACAACAUUGCAAGGUUUAUAGUUUAGUCGAAUUGUAUAUAUUUUAGAGCCAAUCUUUCUGUGGACAUAGAAGUACAGUAUAUAGUUCUGCAACCUUGCAUUAUGAAAUAAGGUUUGACGACUCAAGUCAACUAAAAGUCUAGCGGAACCAACUUGUCCAAACUCCAAACUAGCCAUAACAGUGGUAACCUUUCAUUGUAUAAUAUUCAUGCCUGAGCAUAGG